Molecule: messenger RNA, 2132 nt
Organism: Lolium rigidum
Lineage: Eukaryota; Viridiplantae; Streptophyta; Magnoliopsida; Poales; Poaceae
Product: probable galacturonosyltransferase 10
Exons: 2
Coding region: 16-1710 (564 amino acids)
Molecular function (GO): polygalacturonate 4-alpha-galacturonosyltransferase activity
Source: RefSeq, a predicted model, not a curated record
GGAGCCGGCGUGGUAAUGGUGCGGCCGGCGGGCCUCCUCGACCCGGCGAGGCGGCGGCCGUUCCUGGACCAGCGCCGGCCGUCCUUCAGGCGGCGGUGGCAGCAGCGCCCGCUCUGGGUCCGCCUCGGCCUCUCGCUCGUCCUGGCCCUCGCCUGCGUCCUCCUCCUCCUCGGCCUCGCCGGCUCCCCCGACCCCUCCUCCCCGCCGUCCACCGACUCGGCGCGAUCCGGCACCACGGUCUCGUCCCCUCUUCUCCGCCAGAGAUCUUACCUGGACGGCAUCACGGAUGCGCACAACAUGACGGACGAAAUGCUGAGCGCGCACUCGUUCUCCCGUCAGCUCAUGGACCAGAUUUCCCUCGCAAAGACCUACAUCGUGGCCGCGAAAGAGGCCAACAACCUGCAGUUCGUGGCGGAGCUGAGCGCGCAGGUGCGGCGGGAGCAGAGCAUCCUCGCGCACGCUGCGGCCCACGGUGGCACGGUCAAGAAGGAGGACGCGGAGAAGGCGAUCAGGGACAUGGCCAUGCUCUUCUUCCAGGCGCAGCAGUUCCGGUACGACAGCUCCGUCACCAUCAUGAAGUUGAAGGGGCAGAUUCAGUCCUUGGAGGAGAAGUCGAAAGCUGAGGCGGACAAGAGCACAAAGUAUGGGCAGAUUGCCGCUGAGGAGCUCCCAAAGGGGCUUUACUGCCUUGGUGUCCGGCUAACCAUGGAGUGGUUCAAGAGUCCAGAGCUUCAGAGGAAGUUCUCAGAUAGGAGCCCGGCAGUGCAGAGCAACAUGAGGGAUAACAGCCUCUAUCAUUACUGUGUUUUCUCGGACAACAUCAUUGCUGUCUCUGUUGUCGUCAAUUCCACGACUCUGAAUUCAAAGCACCCUGAGAAGAAUGUUUUCCAUCUAGUGACCGACGAGGUGAACUAUGCUCCGAUGAAGGCCUGGUUUGCCAUGAACGAUUACGGAGGGGCCAUCGUGGAGAUACAGAAGGUGGAGGACUUCACCUGGCUAAACGCCUCGUAUGUCCCUGUUCUUAAACAGCUCCAGGAUGCUGCCACGCAGAAUUUCUACUUCUCUGGCAGUGGUAAUCGCGGAACACCAAUCAAAUUCAGAAACCCAAAGUACUUGUCAAUGCUCAACCACCUGAGGUUUUACAUCCCAGAAAUCUAUCCGGAACUCCGCAAGGUGGUAUUUCUUGAUGAUGACAUUGUUGUUCAAAGGGACCUAUCAGACUUGUUUACAAUCAACCUCAACGGCAACGUUAUGGGGGCAGUUGAAACUUGCAUGGAGACGUUCCACAGAUUUCAUAAGUAUCUCAAUCAUUCUCAUCCUCUAAUCCGUGCUCAUUUCGAUCCUGAUGCUUGCGGCUGGGCAUUUGGCAUGAAUGUGCUUGAUCUUGUUGAAUGGAGGAACAAGAAUGUCACAGGGAUAUAUCAUUAUUGGCAAGAGCGCAAUGCUGAUCAUACCCUAUGGAAGCUUGGGUCUCUACCUCCCGGGCUUCUUGCUUUCUAUGGCUUGGUUGAAGCAUUGGACCCAAAAUGGCACGUGUUGGGGUUAGGCUAUACAACCGUUGAUCCUGCUACUAUUAAGGAAGGUGCAGUAUUGCAUUACAACGGAAAUAUGAAGCCAUGGCUGAAAAUUGGGAUGGAGAAGUACAAGGGCUUUUGGGACAACUAUGUGGAUUAUUCACACCCUCUGCUUCAACAGUGUUUCAUGCACUGAUUAAUGUGUAUCAAAUGUUUGAAAUUUUGUGACCUUUUUGAUGGACAUGCUUCAGAUUUGUAACUAGGACAAUCACACGCAACCGUUUUGGUGGAACUGAUUGUCUGUGCUCACAAGUUACAGCCUCCCAUUAAACAUGGACAGCUGUGUAUGCUUAGCAUGUGAAGUUGAUGAAGUACAGUGAUCAUAAAUAUGACUGGCCACAGGUAAACAGCAGAAGAACUAAGAUUGUCAUUCAGUAGGUUGCUACUUGAACAACAUCACCGAUUACGUACAUUCAUAGCUUGCAACCACAAUGUAUUUUUUCCAUUUUGAUUAGUUUUGUGAGACAGAAGGAAGGACAUAAUUGUAGAAUUGAUUCAAAAUUCUUGAUGUGUUACAACAAGUUUUGAGAUACAUAUUUAUUGGAUGUUCAGCCAACU